Messenger RNA from Pelobates cultripes (western spadefoot toad), 324 nucleotides. The record is from the annotation of a GenBank genome assembly. Lineage: Eukaryota; Metazoa; Chordata; Amphibia; Anura; Pelobatidae.
AUGGAAGAACCUAUGGUUACUAUUAUGACUACUACUCUCCUCAUCCAAUCCGUAGAAAAGCGGAAUGCUCCUAAGAGGAAUACGGCAAAACCUCCAUUUGGUGCUCCUGGUCUUGUAAAAGCCAGUGAUGGUACUCUCAUGCCAUUUAAAGAACUCAACAUUUAUGAAAAUUAUCUGGAUGUUAUGAGGUAUGUGGAUGGUGAACCCCCUGAGAAAUCCUCUAAUCAAGUGUUAACCUGCUCUUCCUCCCAACCAGUAACCGUGGGUAUACGAAAAGCUACUCAGGAAAAACAUACGAAACAUCAGAUUGUCAAUUCUGGGUAA